This is a messenger RNA of Alnus glutinosa, 1263 nucleotides long. RefSeq lists its product as uncharacterized. The coding region runs from base 94 to 1038 and encodes 314 amino acids. Gene Ontology annotation, molecular function: hydrolase activity. NCBI's taxonomy places the organism in Eukaryota, Viridiplantae, Streptophyta, Magnoliopsida, Fagales, Betulaceae. The record is from RefSeq and is a predicted model, not a curated record. The transcript has 3 exons.
ACCAAGAUCUGUUCUGAUCAACCCGGCCGAAACCCGUUUGGGAAGUAAAGCAAGCAACACACGGGUUAGUUGAGAAAGUGAGAGAGAUCAAAGAUGGAGAAGAUAGAGCACACUAUAGUACCCACAAAUGGCAUAAACAUGCACAUAGCGUCCAUAGGGACUGGCCCGGUGGUCCUCUUCCUCCACGGCUUCCCUGAGCUAUGGUACUCGUGGCGCCACCAACUACUCUACCUCUCUUCCCUCGGAUACCGCUGCAUAGCUCCCGACCUCCGCGGAUAUGGAGACACUGACUCGCCGCCUUCUGCCGCCUCCUACACUGUGUUCCACAUCAUUGGCGACCUUGUCGGCCUUCUCGACCAUCUGGGUAUCGACCAGGUCUUCUUGGUUGGCCAUGACUGGGGCGCUAUCGUUGCCUGGCACUUCUGCUCGUUCAGGCCGGAUCGAGUCAAAGCUCUUGUCAACUUGAGCGUGCCAUAUCUUCCCAGGAAUCCGGCGAUAAAUCUUGUCGAGGGCUUCAGGGCUUUGUUUGGUGAUGAUUAUUAUUUUUGCAGGUUUCAGGAACCUGGAGAAUCUGAAAAAGAUUUUGCUUCUGUCGAUACUGCAAUACUAAUGAAGAAGAUAUUUGCAAUUGUUGGUCCACAACCUCUUUGUGUACCUAAUGGAUUUAGUGGAUUGCAAACUCCGGAUUCCUUGCCUUCUUGGUAUUCAGAUGAAGAUAUUAAUUAUUAUGCUACUAAAUUUAACGAGAAAGGCUUUACAGGAGGAUUGAACUACUAUCGAGCUUGCAACCUAACCUGGGAGCUCACAGCACCGUGGACUGGAUUACAGAUUAAAGUGCCGACAAAGUUCAUUGUGGGCGACCUGGACAUUGUCUACUGUAUUCCGGGCAUGAAGGAAUAUAUACACAACGGUGGUUUCAAGAAAGACGUGCCAAAUUUGCAAGACGUUGUUGUGAUGGAAGGAGUAGCUCACUUCAUCAACCAAGAAAAGGCAGAGGAGAUCAGCGCACACAUUUAUGAAUUUAUCAACAAGUUUUAAUUCCCAUGAAAGGAGGCCAGGAGAUCUCCUGCAUUUUCCUUUUUAAAAACUACCAAGUUCGAUCUCUUUAUGUUCUCCUGGUAAUCAAGGAGCUUUCUCUACGUUCUGAUUUGCAAAUAAUGUAUUCCUGUUUGUCACCGAUCACACGCGUGUAAUCCUGUUUGUCUUCUUCUUCCUCUUGAACUUUCUUCUUUUUCUCGCUUCUUCUGCUACUUUUUCUUCUUC